Messenger RNA from Elephantulus edwardii (Cape elephant shrew), 1848 nucleotides. RefSeq names its product zinc finger protein 615-like. The transcript is spliced from 3 exons. NCBI's taxonomy places the organism in Eukaryota, Metazoa, Chordata, Mammalia, Macroscelidea, Macroscelididae. Bases 91 to 1848 code for a protein of 585 amino acids. Gene Ontology annotation, biological process: regulation of DNA-templated transcription. The record is from RefSeq and is a predicted model, not a curated record.
GCACUGACAUUUAGUGACGUGGCUGUGAACUUCACUUGGGGAGAAUGGGAGCUUCUGGACCGUGCUCAGAAGGCCCUGUACCGGGACGUGAUGCUGGAGAACUACAGAAACCUGGUGUCCAUCGGUUAUCGACAUAGCAAACCUCUUGCACUCCCCAGCUUGGAACAAGGUGAACAACCACCGACUGUGUUCUCUGAACAGCACAGCGAAAGCUUUUCAGAAAUUGCUUCCUCUGAGAGUCAGAAAUCCACGAGCACUGAGACUGAACUCCAUCGGAGUCAGAAAACUGACACAGUGGCAAAACCGUAUGUGUGCAGUGACUGCGGGAAAGGUUAUACCCAGAAGUUACAUCUCACUGUUCAUCAGCGAACUCAUACUGGAGAGAGGCCCUAUGUGUGCAGGGAUUGUGGAAAAGGAUUCAUCAGGAAUCAUUACCUCACUAUCCACCAGCGUAUUCACACUGGAGAGAAACCCUACCAGUGUGUUGAAUGUGGAAAAGGAUUCACGCAGAAGACAGCACUCGUGGUUCAUCAGCGAACCCAUACUGGCGAGAAACCCUACGUGUGCGGGGAGUGUGGAAAAGGUUUCAUCACCAAGAAUGAGCUCACUCUCCAUCAGCGAACUCACACUGGCGAGAAACCUUUUAAAUGUGGGGAAUGCGGGAAAGGCUUGAAACAUAAGGCAGGGCUCAUUGUUCAUCAACGAACUCAUACCGGAGAGAAACCCUUUGUAUGCGGAGAGUGUGGGAAAGAUUUCAUCAAGAAGAAUGACCUCACUGUCCAUCAGCGAACUCACACUGGGGAAAAACCCUAUAAAUGUGAAUGUGGUAAAGGAUUCACCAGGAAAAAUGACCUGAUGGUCCAUCAGCGAACUCACACUGGGGAAAAACCCUUUAAAUGUGGUGAGUGUGGCAAAGCCUUCAUCCAGAAGUCAGAACUCACUUAUCACCAACGGACCCAUACGGGAGAGAAACCCUAUGUGUGCAGUGAGUGUGGGAAAGGCUUCAUUAGGAAGAAAGAUCUCAACAUCCACCAGCGAACUCACACUGUGGAGAAACCCUAUCAGUGUAGCGAAUGUGGGAAAGGUUUCAUCCAGAAGGCAGAGUUCACCAUUCAUCAGCGAACGCAUACUGGCGAAAAACCCUAUGUCUGCACGGAAUGUGGGAAAGGCUUCAUCAGGAAGAAAGAUCUCACUAUCCACGAGCGAACUCACACUGGAGAGAAACCCUAUGUAUGUGGGGAGUGUGGGAAAAACUUCAUCAGGAAGAAUGACCUCACUCUCCAUCGGCGAACUCACACUGGGGAGACGCCCUAUCAUUGUGGUGAAUGUGGUAAAGGCUUCAAACAGAAGACAGGGCUCACCGUUCACCAGCGAACACAUACUGGGGAGAGACCUUAUAUGUGCCAGGAGUGUGGAAAAAGCUACAGGAAGAAGAGUCUGCUCACUAUCCAUCAGCGAACUCAUACAGGGGAGAAACCCUAUAAAUGUGAUGAGUGUGGUAAAGGCUUCAUCCAGAAGACAAACCUUUGUAAACACAAACGAACACAUUCUGAAGCGAAACCCUAUGCUUGCAUGGAGUGUGGGGAAAGUUUCAUUGAGAAGGGAAGUCUCAGCAUUCACAAGCAAACUCAUACAGGAGUAAAACCGUAUGUAAGCGAGCAGUGUGCUAAAAAGUACAUCAAAAAGGCAAACCUCUUUUUUCUUCAGCAGACUCAUACUGGAGAGAAGCCAAAUCUUGGCAUUCAGUUUGGCAAAGACAUCAACCAUAGUCAAGCUUCUUACCACUUCCAAGAAUUGUUACAGGAAAGACUUCCUGUUCAUGUAGUGAAUGUGGAAGAUCUUAUGUAG